AUGGGGCUAAUUUUGCGACUGGCGGCUCUUGCAUCCGCCCCACCGUUGCUUUGUUUUAGUCAGUUCCAUCUUGGAACUCAAGUGUCUCAGUUCAUUCACUUCAAGACUCGUACAUUGUCUCUUUACAACCAAACCAAUGGAAAAACUCCAUUCUGCAAAGGAGUCCUUGCACGGCCUAAAGAUUUCUCAAAGGCUCUUUAUAUUUUCGAUAUCGGUCAGAAUGAUCUCGCCAUCGGGUUCCAAAACAUGACAGAGGAACAACUCAAAGCAACUAUACCGGCAAUCAUCGAAAGCUUCACUACUGCUAUAAAAUUGCUGUACAAAGAAGGAGCAAGAUUCUUCUCAAUUCACAACACCGGACCAACGGGCUGUUUACCCUAUCUUCUGAAAUCAUUUCCGGCUACACCGCGAGAUCAGUAUGGUUGCUUGAAGCCUCUAAACAAUGUGGCAAUUGAGUUCAACAAACAACUCAAGCAGAAAAUCUCUGAACUGAACAAAGAGUUACCUUAUUCUCUCUUAACUUAUGUUGAUCUCUACUCAGCCAAAAGCCAUUUGAUCACCAAAGCAAAGAAUCUUGGUUUUGUUGAUCCUUUUGAUUAUUGUUGCGUUGGGGCAGUCGGACGUGGAAUGGGAUGCGGAAAGACAAUAUUUCCAAAUGGAACAGAACUUUAUAGUUCUUCUCAUAACCCGGAGGUUCUUUGGGCUCAGCGGUCUGAUAAGGUUUACCUAACCGUCGCCUUACCUGAUGCAAAGGACAUUUCAGUCAAAUGUGAGCCUCAGGGCCUAUUCACUUUCUCUGCUCUUGGCACCCUAGGCAAGCUCUUUGAGUUCAGCUUGGAGCUAUAUGGGAAGGUUGUGCCAGAGUAUAGGAAGAACGUUACAAACUGGAACCUCUUACAUCAAAGUAGACUGGAACAAAUGCUGAGACAGCCUGAUGAUGAGAGUGCAUUUGUUGAUGAAGAUUGUGAGAGCAGUGAUGAUGAUGAAUUGCUUUGUAAGUUUCAACAACCUUAA
Molecule: messenger RNA, 1014 nt
Organism: Brassica oleracea var. oleracea
Lineage: Eukaryota; Viridiplantae; Streptophyta; Magnoliopsida; Brassicales; Brassicaceae
Product: GDSL esterase/lipase At3g27950-like
Exons: 8
Coding region: 1-1014 (337 amino acids)
Biological process (GO): lipid metabolic process; intracellular signal transduction
Molecular function (GO): phosphatidylinositol-4,5-bisphosphate phospholipase C activity
Source: RefSeq, a predicted model, not a curated record